AUGUUAGCUUGUGUGUGUCAACCAACGGAGACAGCAUUAUUAUUCAAAGGAGGACCACCUGUUGCUAUGGGGCCACUUGGUACUAACAAAUUACGACAAAAUACUACAGAGGCCAUGAAAUCCUUAAAAUUGAUAUCUACUUCAGUUCGACGAACCAGUGAUGAAACAAAAGAUAGUUCACCGUCUUAUAAUUCAUCACCAAUUCUUAUAAAUUCAUCUGGCAGUUUAUUGAAUCUAAGAAAGAUUGAACGAAAAGCCAAAUCCACUAAAAUCUUAGUUAACCCCGUCUGCUCCGACAGCGUCGGUACUAGCGAUGAUAGCAAUCGGUCUGAAAAUGUCGUCUCAAAGUGGAAUGGUAAGAAAAAACGCCUUAAGGCAGAAAGUGGAUCAAAAUGUCAUAAGAAGGACGAAUGCAAACGUGAUAAAAAUGAUCCAAUUAGUAGAGGUGAUGCUAAAGAAGAUAAGAAAUCAAUAUCUUGUUUCAAAAUAAAAAGUUCUGAAGGUAAAUCACGUUCAGAGGAUGACCAAAACUUCGGUAAAGAAAAUUGUACAAAUGAAAACGCAAGUAAUCUGAUGAGUACCGAAAAACCCGAUAUUAUUAACCAUUCGAGGAAAAAUAGCAAAGAAAUAUUUAUAGACGAAGGUACUAUGACCGACCAAAUGAUGCUAAGAGCUGACCAAUUGGACACGGGAAAGACUGAUAGUGCUAUAGCGUGUAAGGACAUGAAGAGUUUGGGCUCACAUAUUAUAGCUAUUUAUGCUAACUAA
Molecule: messenger RNA, 768 nt
Organism: Arctia plantaginis
Lineage: Eukaryota; Metazoa; Arthropoda; Insecta; Lepidoptera; Erebidae
Source: the annotation of a GenBank genome assembly